AUGCUCUCGAGAGGCGCUCGAUCAGCCCGCUCUUGCGGAGAAGUGGGCAGUUCAGCGAGCGCAUGGUGCUUUAGAAGCAACCACCAGCGGCAGCCCGCUCUUGCGGAGAAGUGGGCAGUUCAGCGAGCGCAUGGGCGGACAGACUUUCAAGACUCGUCCCUUUUCUCCUUGCUUAUAGAAACCGUUGAUGGCGCCGUUCGCCAGCUGCUGCUGUACGGGCAGCAACAGAGACGGGAUAAUAGACUCGAGGCAAGCCAAGGGAGCUCUCAGAAGGAGUUAUUGCCGGAUAUCGAAAACUCUGAAGCUCACCCAAGGGACGCAGCAGCGUUGCCUCUGUUGGGGGGGUUGGGGCCGGAGGCGGCAGAACUGACGGGGGAGGCGCUGGUGAUGUGCGCUAAAGUCCUAGGCCACGCGCCUUCGGCGCGUCGGCUGCCCCUUCUCUUUGGGGCUGUCUCCGGUUUGACGCGUCUUGGGGCAGGGCCUGCGGGCCUCUGCAGGCUGAUAGAGGAGGCCUGUUCCCAGCCCAUGAAGCUCAUAGGCCCCUACGAACCCUGCGACCUCCUCGCUGCGGCUGCAGCUCUAGAGCCGGUGGCCGCGGUUCCCUCUCAUAUCGCCGCAGUUGCCGUACGGACCCUUGAGGCCGACUUGUUGCAGGGAAUGUCUCCAGCUUCAGCAGCUCAAAAGCUUCAAGAACUUGCGGUAGCAGCACCUGAAACAUCAGCAGCAGUUCCAACCGCCGCCACUGCUGGGGUGGCACGCUCUGACGCUGUAGGUACUGACGCUGUCGGUGCGAAGCGAGAUGCAAUAGGGGAUUUCAGGGCUGGCACUGUUGGGGAAAACGACACCUGGACAUAUGUUGAAGAUCUGCGUCGCAGGUCGGGCUCGCCGUUUAGAUCGGCUGCCCACUGUUACCUCCUUGCGGCUGCCGUUGGCCUUGCUGGAAUCCGUCAAUUUCUGUUUGCUCUGCAUCCGGCUUUUCGUAUCUCUACAUUGAGCGUUUUGGCUUCCCUGGAGGCCCUUGUACCCCCAGCUCACAGAACACCAAGCAAAAUGCCACUUGGAACGGCAGCUUCUGUUCAGCCUGAGCAGCAGCAGCACCAACAGGAGCAACCGCAGCAAUGGCAGCAGCAGCAGCCGGGGCCGCCAGCAAGCUGCAGUUUUGUUCAGCCUUCUGCUUCGGGUGACAUAAGCACAAGCGGCGCUGCAGUGGGAGCGCCGCGACAGCAGACAGUAGACUGCAGCGUGAAGCAGGGUCAACACGAACGUGCAAAUUUAGGAAUUAUCCCGUCGAAGUCUGAACGGACUGGGAGGCCUCCGCUGCACCCCGUCCUGCGGCGUUUAAUCUUGUCGGUGUUCUACCGUUUGCCGUGCAUAUCACUGCGGCUGCUGGUCGAGUUGAUGGAGGCGCUAAGGACUUGCGGAUUUCCACAGAGGGAACAGACCGAGGGGCUGUCCCCUCACGGCAAGAGCUGCAGAUGGCGCAGGCCCCUUAUGCAGGCGUUGGCAAGGGAAGCUAUCCGCAAGAUGCAUCAGGCGACCCCCAACACGCUCGUUACGUUUUUGGCGCUUUUUUAUCUCGAGUUAGACGGCUUUGAUGUUUCUCUAGAUCCUCUAAUCUACGGCAUGCAGCGGUGA
Eimeria mitis is the source of this 1635-nucleotide messenger RNA. RefSeq lists its product as uncharacterized. Lineage: Eukaryota; Apicomplexa; Conoidasida; Eucoccidiorida; Eimeriidae. The record is from RefSeq and is a predicted model, not a curated record.